Molecule: messenger RNA, 1099 nt
Organism: Exaiptasia diaphana
Lineage: Eukaryota; Metazoa; Cnidaria; Anthozoa; Actiniaria; Aiptasiidae
Product: A disintegrin and metalloproteinase with thrombospondin motifs 1
Biological process (GO): metal ion transport; cell communication
Cellular component (GO): membrane
Source: RefSeq, a predicted model, not a curated record
AGUCAAAAGCUUCAAAACAGACGGCGAUAACGCCGCCGAGGCCCCAGCUGACUAUGCUGCAGUCGACCAGAAAAUUGUCUUUGAGGAAAAUAAGAACUCUAUACCAGUGAACAUUGUCAUCGUGGACGACGCUAAACAAGAAUCUACUGAGAACUUUGGACUGAUGUUGACUUGUGAAAAACCCGACUGUGUCAAAGUCAACAAAGCCAACGUGGAAAUCACGGAUGACGAUAUCGACGGCCAGUGGGGCGAAUGGGGACAAUACGGGGAUUGCUCAAAGUCCUGUGGCACAGGAAGUCAAUCCAGAUCUCGCAGCUGCAACAACCCAGCACCACAAGGAGAAGGAGCUUAUUGUGUGGGCACCAACACUUCUUCGCAAGAUUGCAACACACACCAUUGUCCAGGAAAAGUUGGAUGGGACCAGAUCACUGCCGAGUUGGACGAGUGCGAAGGAACUGUAACCGUCAAAAUUGUCAGAAGCGAAACAACCAACAUUCCUGCUUCGAUCAAAGUUGACCUGAACCCAGGCUCAGCUACCGCCGAUGAUUACUAUCCCCUCGAUCAACCGACCAUUCAAUUUGACAAGGAUGCAACUGAAGUAACAGUCACAUUCAAAGCAAAGUCUGACAAUACCAUUGAACCCGACGAAACCUUCACAGCGGURAUCACURCUACUAAUGCUGCUGACCUUACUGUCGRCGACGGAAAAGGAACAUGCACUCUUACUAUCAAGGAUCAGUCAGCCAUCUUCACGUUCCAGAAACAGAAGUACAGCUUUUCAGAAAACGAUGGAACCGUUAAUGUUGUUGUKAAGAGAUCAGGAAAUAGCAACGGGAAGAAUGUCUGCAGUCUUAAGAGCUCUGAUGGUACCGCUGAGGCAGGCAAAGACUAUAAAGCGAUUGACGUCCCAGUUGUCUUCGAGUCCCGUGAUAGUUCCCAGUCUGUCUCUGUCGAAAUUAUUGAUGAUACUGAAGAUGAAAAUGAUAACGAGUCAUUCAAGCUUGUUUUGGAAUGUGAGAARCCAAAAUGCGUCAGGKCCUSUGACGUUGAAGUGGAGAUAAAGGACGAUGACGGUGAGAUUACAUUUUCCCAAUAAUCA